AUGGUUGAAAAUUUGCAGAAGGAGUUAUUCUCUAAGAAGUUUAGUAAAGGCACCGGUGAUAACGAUGAGAGUGAGGAUUUCCAUUCUGGUGAUACUUUAGGUGAUCUCCCAAGUUUCGGUGAGCCUAGGUUUUGUAAUACAGCAAGUAAAAAUGGUGAGUUAGAUAAGAAGGCUACUACGUGGAAUGAUUAUUUUGACUUUAACGAAUAUUUUACUAUACCGGAGAGACAAUUUCGCUUUAAUGCGUAUUACAAUUUGCCGUUUGAUACUGAUAAUGCAUUAUCAAUUCCGAUUUUUAUAUUCCAUCAUGGAGCAGGAUCAUCGGGCUUAACAUUUGCACCUUUGGUUAAGGAUUUAACAAAGAUGUUAGAAAAUAAGUGCGGUACUCUAGUAUUUGACGCCCGUGGGCAUAGUUUCACAAUGCCUUUAUCUGAAGAUUCAGCUUCUAUUACAUUUGAUCUAGAUACUUUCACUGCGGAUUUCAAAGCAAUUAUCGAGUUGUUUUAUAAUCAGAAACUGAAGACACUUGUUCCGAAACAGAAGAUAUCAGUCAUUCUACUCGGUCACAGUCUCGGUGGAAGCAUUUGUACUUCUGUAUAUUCCAAGCUAUCUAAGGAGAUUCAAUCAGCUGUAAUUGGGGUGGCUAUGUUUGAUAUUGUUGAGGAGGCAGCUACGAAGGCUCUUCAUAAGAUUUCACAGUUUUUAGCUACGACGCCUACGGUUUUUUCCAGCAUGUCUGAAGCCAUUGAAUAUCACAUUACCCAAGGGUUAUCCAGUUUGAGAAGUAGUGCAGAAGUAACGAUACCUCCUUUAUUUAAGCAGGAAAAAUCUGGAAAAGUUUUUCGUAUAACAAAUUUGGCUAGUUUUCAACCGUUCUGGGAUACUUGGUUUAAUGGACUAUCAUCCCAAUUUGUCCAACUGCCGACCAGUAAAUUGUUGAUUCUUGCUGGUAGUGAUAAUCUCGAUCGGGAAUUAAUUAUUGGUCAGAUGCAAGGGAAAUAUCAGCUGGUAGUAUUUCAAGAAUCAGGGCAUUUUAUCCAAGAGGACGCUCCCACCAAAACUGCCAUCACUUUAAUAGAUUUUUGGCGGAGGAAUGACAAUAAAAAUGUUGUUAUAAAAACCAACUGGACUAAAAAAUAA
This is a messenger RNA of Eremothecium cymbalariae DBVPG#7215, 1140 nucleotides long. It is a transcript of the gene PPE1, whose product is annotated as phosphoprotein phosphatase methylesterase 1. The transcript has a single exon. Bases 1 to 1140 code for a protein of 379 amino acids. Gene Ontology annotation, molecular function: protein methylesterase activity. Gene Ontology annotation, biological process: protein demethylation. The record is from RefSeq and is a predicted model, not a curated record. NCBI's taxonomy places the organism in Eukaryota, Fungi, Ascomycota, Saccharomycetes, Saccharomycetales, Saccharomycetaceae.